This is a messenger RNA of Mauremys mutica (yellowpond turtle), 4846 nucleotides long. It is a transcript of the gene R3HDM1, whose product is annotated as R3H domain containing 1. The transcript has 27 exons. The record is from RefSeq and is a predicted model, not a curated record. The coding region runs from base 560 to 3811 and encodes 1083 amino acids. NCBI's taxonomy places the organism in Eukaryota, Metazoa, Chordata, Testudines, Geoemydidae. Gene Ontology annotation, molecular function: nucleic acid binding.
CCGCCGCGGCAGUAGGAGGAACCGGAGCCGCUGGCGGGGGCUGGUGAUGGGGUCAGUUCUCCCUCGUGUGUGAAUCUCCGUCACCGAGCCGGCCCCGUCGCCGCCCUUAUCCGCCCGGCUGGGUUAGCGCCAUCGCGCCAAAAAAAGUAAGUGUGUGUGAAUUUACUGAUAAACAAGGUCUACAAGUCCAUGUGCUGCCUUGGCUCUGGAUGUGGUGGAGUUCAAGUACCCUGGAUUCAAGACCUGCCUAUCUUCUGAACAAGCUAUCCCUAUCAACAGUGGACACUCUAAGUGACUUUUCUGUCUGAAGGCAUCUAAAAGGGAUGGUAUUCUUGAUCCAAGACAGUAUAGUUCAGUCAAGGAUUCUACACUGGUGACAAGGACAUGGGACGACUCCUGCCAUAUUCCAGAUGGUUCAUUACAACUAACAUCUUGGUUGACGACUGUGAAAAGGAACGUUGGAUUACUUUAUUUUAUUUUUGUGGGAGACCACAAUUCCAAAUCUGUAGGAUACAUCAGGUUCCUUAUUUCCUGUAGAAUUUUAAAGUAACCUUCUCUAAUGAGGAUGUCUGAUACUGUUACUCUAAAGGAUGAAACUGAUGCAAUGAAUGGUUCAGAGGCUGAAUUUAAAGAUAUAACCCCAGUCGAAAACCUUAUAAAAUCAAGAAGCCAUCAGCAGAUUCAAAUAGAAAAGGAUGAAAGUUGUACUGACAACAAAAAUGAUAUGCCGCGGCCAGUGCAGUCUUUUGGACAAACAGGAAAAAGGUCCAAGUCAAAUACAAAGUUAAAGCUAGUUCGGAGCCUUGCUGUGUGUGAAGAAUCUCCACCGCCUCCCAUAGCUGAAAUAUCACAGGACGUUCAGGAGAAAAUUCAGAUCCAGUUAACGCAGUCUUUUGAGAAAGAAGAAAAGCCCACAAAAGAUGAAACGGAAAAGGAAAAAUCCAGUGAUAAAUUGUCCAGAAAAAUGUUAUCAAGAGAUUCCAGCCAAGAAUACACAGAUUCAACUGGCAUAGAUCUACAUGAAUUUUUAGUAAAUACACUCAAAAACAAUCCCAGGGACAGAAUGAUGCUGCUGAAAUUAGAACAGGAAAUUUUAGAUUUCAUUGGUAAUAACGAAAUUCCACGCAAAAAGUUUCCCCCCAUGACAUCUUACCAUAGAAUGCUGUUGCACAGAGUAGCUGCUUACUUUGGAUUGGAACAUAAUGUGGACCAGAGUGGGAAGUCAGUGAUAAUAAACAAAACUAGCAAUACGAGAAUACCUGAUCAAAAGUUUUGUGAGCAUAUAAAGGAUGAGAAAUGUGAAGAUUUUCAGAAACGGUACAUCCUUAAAAGAGAUAAUUCUAGUUUAGACAAAGAUGAUAACCAGAUGCGAAUACGCUUAAAAGAUGACAGAAGAAGCAAAUCUAUAGAAGAACGAGAAGAAGAGUACCAGAGAGCUAGAGAACGAAUAUUUGCACAAGAUGCCCUGUAUUCCCAAGACAAUUAUCUUAUUGACAGAAGAAUCCAAGAGGAGGAAACUAAUAGUACACAGCAAAGGCGGCAGAUAUUUAGAGUCAAUAAGGAAGCUUCAGGGAGAUCAGCCAACAGCCAUCAAAGCAGUACUGAGAAUGAGCUGCAGUACUCUGAACCCCGACCCUGGAGCAGCACGGACUCUGAUAGUUCCAUCCGCAAUCUGAAGCCAGUUGUAACGAAAGCCAGCAGCUUCAGUGGGAUUUCAGUUCUGACAAGAGGAGAUAGCUCUGGAAGCAGCAAAAGCACAGGCAAGCUGUCUAAGACAGGUUCAGAGUCUUCUAGUAGUGUAGGGUCAUCCACGGGUUCUCUUUCUCACACCCAGCAGCCUCUUCCAGUCAGAGCUCUAAGCCAGCCUUCUCAUGGCACACCUGCUGUCUAUCCAACUGUCAGCACUAGUAAAUCUCUUUCCUUUGAUGGUGGCAUAAGUGGGCAAGUGACACCUACUAGCACUAGCUUCUUUUUGCUUCCCUUGGAAGCGGCAGGCAUACCACCUGGCAGUAUUCUGAUCAACCCUCAAACAGGUCAGCCAUUCGUUAACCCAGAUGGCACUCCUGUUGUGUAUAAUCCUCCUAUGCUUCAGCAACCUGUUAGGACCCAAGUGCCUGGACCGCCACAGCAACCACCUCAGCAGCAACCAGCAGCUAAUCACAUCCUAUCACAGCAAGACAACCUAGGAUCACAAUUUAGCCAUAUGAGUCUUGCCCGCCAGUCAUCUGCUGAUGGUGCUGAACCUCACCCCACCAUGUUCCAGUCUACUGUAGUCCUUCAGCCCCCACAACAGUCUGGCUAUAUUAUAGCAACAGCCUCACCUCUGCCACCACCACAAGGCCAACCAGUUCCUACUCCCAACUACUCUGCAUCCAGCCAUCCUGUCAACCAGCAAGUGCUGCAGCAACAGGGAUAUAUGCAGCAACCUCUACCACAGAUGCCAGCUUGUUAUUGUGCUCCAGGCCAGUAUCCACACUCCAAUCAACAAUAUCGACCAGUUACUGCUGUCCAUUACAACACACAGCAAAACCCACCACUGCCACAGCCUGCACAGCAGACAGGCUACCAAGUUAUGCCUAACCAGCAGCAAGCCUACCAGGGGUUGGUUGGAGUUCAGCAGUCUCAGAAUCAAAAUCUAGUCAGUAGCCAACACAACAACAUUGGAAAUCAGAUACAGGGUGUGAUUGUUCCUUAUACUUCAGUGCCAUCUUAUCAGGUUUCAGUGCCUCAAGGUUCCCAAGGAAUGCCCCAGCAGACAUAUCAGCAGCCUGUUAUAAUUCCCAGUCAGUCAAAUCUGCCCACAACAGGAAUACCCGUUUAUUACAGUGUCAUUCCAUCAGGUCAGCAGAAUAAUUUAAGUUCAUCAGUAGGAUAUUUGCAGCCUCCAGGAUCAGAGCCAAUGCAGUUUCCUAGAACAUCUUCCCCAUGCAACUCACAGCAGCUUCAAGGACAACAGUGUACAGCAGUAGCUCCACCACCAGGUGGAGGAGUAGUAAUGAUGCAGCUAAAUAUACCCAACAAUCCUCAGCCUCGAACCCAUUCACCUCCUCAGUGGAAACAAAAUAAAUAUUAUUGUGACCAUCAAAGAGGACAGAAAUCCACCGAGUUUAGCACUUUAGACAGUGCCACACAGUUACAGCAGAGUCCUCAACUAAACAGUCCUGCCACCUCACCAGCCCAGUCACCAGCACCAGUUCAACUAUCAAACAUGAAAAACCUCCGUCCCACGUUAACACCUCUUUCUAUUGUGUCCCAAUUUUCUAGAUCUUUUGUCCCUGGACAAGGAGAUGCCAGAUACCCUUUGCUCGGCCAGCCACUGCAAUAUAACCCUCCACCCUCAUUACAUGGACAUGUAACAGGCCAACAGUGUCAACCUGGACACAGACAUGGAAACAGAGGAAGGAAACCAGCUAAGAAGGCCGCUUCAGCAGAUCUUGGUGCAGGGGAACCAGUUGUUGGAAAAGUCUUAGAAAUUACUGAACUGCCAGAAGGAAUAACUCGUAUGGAAGCUGAAAAACUAUUUGGAGAACUUUUUAAAGUUGGUGCCAAGAUUCGGUGGCUAAGGAAUCCCCAGUGUCUACAGACACAACACCAACACCGUUACUGUGGCAGUGGAGAUAGUAAUGUGAACACUGAACCAUCCAAACCUAGUGACUUGGCCUCCACAUAUACAAUUCUAGCUACGUUCCCUACGAUGUCAGCAGCCCAAAAUGCACUGAAGAAACAAAGUAACUCAGCUAACAAGUUUAGGCUGAGAACAAGCAAGAAGCACUAUGAGUUUCAUAUUCUGGAAAGGGCUAGUUCUCAGUAGCAGCUACAUUGUUGGACAUUCAGCCUUUAUUAGUUCCAUGUCCUUCUCUUCUCUACUUGAUUGGCUUGAUGUUAUGGGGUUUCGGUUCUCUUCAUAGAGACUCCUGGGAUGUGUUCUCAUAUGACAUUAUAGCCUUGGAAGAAUAACCCAGUGAUCCAGCAAGAAGAAGAAGAAAAAUAGAUAUAAAGUUAAUCCCAGACAAUUGUAAGAAUCCAUUCUGACAAGAUAGAGAGAGGCAGCUUUCUAUGAGGAAUGCUGUUAAAAUGCCCCUUACUUUUAUAGUAGUUUUGUUUUAUAUUUCUGAAUUCUUGUAUCAGAUCCAAAUCUCUAUUGUACAGCAAAACUUUGUUCAUAAUGAAUACCCAUAUUCAGAUCUGUAUUUUCUAAUCCCUUUUCACAGCCAGCACACAGCUAUCUAUUUUAGGGCUUGGGGUGGAAUGGGGUGAGGGAAGGGAGAAUAAUUAUUAAGAAAUUACACUGUUUUUUAGCCAACUACGCAAAAAUCUUCAGUUAACAAAUUUCUCUUCCCGUUUCUUUUUCAAAUAAAGCAGUUUCAAUAACUUCUAAACUCCAUACACAGUCCUUUCAAGAUUCACUGUGACAGUGUGAAAGAUAAUUACAAAUAAAUUAUAUUCUUGAACUCAUUCCUAAUCAAACAGGUUAGCAUAAGUAUUAAAGUGGAAUAUGAAUGUCUAAACUACAAAGAAUGUUCAUUGAAGCCAAUUUGUUUUUAGUAAAAGGGUGAAGACACUAAAAUGUAUCUCCCCAAAUGACAAAAUAUUUGCACUUUGUGUUUCCACCGGUAUAAAUCUUUUUCUUUCUUUGCACUCUAGGAUAAUUGUGUUAAAUAAGUGCUGGACCCUUCUUAAGUCAUUUAAAUAUGUUUUCAUCAUUUGCAGAGGAUCACUGGACAUCAGAAGUUUCAUUGCACAUACAAACAAUCUUUUCAAUUUCUGUGUAAUUUGCAAGGCUGUACAAUGUGUGCUGAUGCAAGCCUUUUUUCAGUUCAAGAAAAUAAAUGUUUACAAAUACAAA